Messenger RNA from Sorghum bicolor (sorghum), 2298 nucleotides. Its product is annotated as E3 ubiquitin-protein ligase RNF14. The transcript is spliced from 7 exons. The record is from RefSeq and is a predicted model, not a curated record. NCBI's taxonomy places the organism in Eukaryota, Viridiplantae, Streptophyta, Magnoliopsida, Poales, Poaceae. Gene Ontology annotation, biological process: protein polyubiquitination; ubiquitin-dependent protein catabolic process; positive regulation of proteasomal ubiquitin-dependent protein catabolic process. Gene Ontology annotation, molecular function: zinc ion binding; ubiquitin conjugating enzyme binding; ubiquitin protein ligase activity. Gene Ontology annotation, cellular component: cytoplasm; ubiquitin ligase complex. Bases 337 to 1815 code for a protein of 492 amino acids.
GCUCGAGCCAUGGAGCCAGCAGCGUCCGCCCGCGCCGCGUCGGCGCGGCCUAUGGAGCUCCACUGUGCGCCAGCCCCGCAAUCCUCGGACGAUGCUUCCUCGUCCUACUCAUCGUGUCUCCGUGCUGAUUUGAGGCCGGUGGUGUGCGAUGCGAGCGGCGAGGAGGGCGUCCUCCUCGACCUGGACGCCCAGUGGGCGGCGGCAGCCGAGGCGGAACGGAAACUGGGGGAGGCGGCGGCGGUAGAUGCUGCAGCGGCACUUAAAAUUAGCGGUGAGGAGGAGCAGGAGGAGGUAGACGGGUUAUGAGACAACCAGCAGCGGCAGGAGGACGAGCUGAUGGCAUUGGAGGCAAUCUACGGGCCUGAUCUGGUUGUGUUCGAAAACAAAGGAGGCCUCCGCUAUUUCCAGAUUUACAUUCGUUAUGAUGUGUCUGAUGGCAUUGAAGUGUGCGCAAAGCUUUCAUCAGCUAUUGUGUGUGCCAAAGAUGAUGGAUGCUCUGAUGGUACAGGACAUGAUGAUGGAUCAGACGACUUCUAUUACAAGUGCAACUUUGAAUACUUGCCUCCUCUGGUAUUGACAUGCUUACUUCCACCGUCUUAUCCUAAUAAAGACCCCCCAUAUUUCACAAUCACUGUUAAGUGGAUGGAUGAGCCUCAAGUUUCUCAGCUCUGUGAGAUGCUUGACAAUAUAUGGGCAGAGCUGCAGGGGCAGGAGGUUGUGUAUCUGUGGGUUGAGUGGUUGCGGGAUUCUUCAAGGUCACAUCUCUGGUUUGAUGAUAAAAUUACACUAGGCCCAGAUAUUAUAAUCCUCAACCGAGAUAACCGUGCAGUCUCAAGAACAAAUUCAUUGGAGUCUGUAAUCCCUUUGAUGAUGACUUACAGCAGUAAGAAAUGCUACCAAGCUUUUCUCGAGGAUCUCCAUAUGUGCAUGAUAUGCCUUACCCAGAGCAAAGGCUCAAACUUCAUCAGACUUUCAUGCCAACACCUAUUUUGUGCGAAGUGUACGGAAACCUUAUGCAGAAUGCAUGUCAAGGAAGGUACUGUGUUUCAGUUGGUAUGCCCCAAUACCAAGUGCAAUGUUUCCAUUCCACCAUGUGUGUUGAAGAGGCUUCUUACGGUAGAAGAAUUUGAACGUUGGGAUAGGCUUGUUCUUAAGAAAGCAUUGGACUCAAUGUCAGAUGUGGUUUACUGUCCAAGAUGUGGGAUCGGUUGCUUGGAAGAUGAGAGUAACAAUGCACAAUGCCCAAAAUGCUCCUUUAUCUUUUGCUCGUUAUGUAAGGAACCAUGCCAUCCUGGGAAGCAGUGCAUAACUCCAGAAGACAAGAUCAAAAGGCAGCAGGCAUCAGGCAGGAUGUCCGAGAAAGAGCUGGCCCGGGAACUGCUCACCAUCAGAAAAAUGUUUAGUGAUAUCCAACUAUGUCCAAAAUGCCGAAUGCCUAUCAUCAAAACAGAAGGGUGCAACAAAAUGUCAUGUGGCAACUGUGGUCAGUUGCUCUGCUUCCGAUGCGGCAGGGCAAUCGAUGGCUAUGACCAUUUCUGGAAGGAUGGUUGUGAGCUCUUUGAGCUACGUCAGUAUAGCGAUGUAACGCCAUUCGAGAGACAUAUGGAAGAAGUUCAAAUUGGUCUCCGCCCAAUCGGCAGUACUAUCAGGUGCCCUAAAUGUCGCCAGAGAAAUUUCAAGGACAACGAGGAAUACAUUUUCUGCUGGGCGUGCCGGAUCCACUACUGCUCAUUGUGCAGGAUGAGGGUUGACGACAAAUACAUGAAGUCAGGGCACUACAGGUCGUCGGAGUGUGUGGGGCUUGGAAACUUCUAGCGCUGGAUCUGGCACAAUUCUUCAUAAUAUAGCGCAAGAGUCCGUUUGGAAAUAUAUAUAAUAAAAUUAGGGGUGUGGAUUGGUGCCCUUAAGGUCUCCAUCAACUAACCCUCUUUAGUUCAGUUUAUUAUAAAAAAUAGCGUGUUGUCUUUUUUUUCGAAAGAUCCGUUACCGGCUUUCAUUGAUAAGUGGAGAGAAUAAUAGUUACAAGAGCUAUUUACAAGGUUUUGUGGCCUCGCAGUUUCUGGAGGCCAUAACACCCCUACUAAUUACAGACUAGAUUAUAAAUGCAGAGGAGCCUACUAGUCUUAGAAAGAAAAGUGCUACUCAUGAGAGGUGAGGCCCUAAAGGUACAAACGUUGGCAGCAGAGUUUGUAGGCCUUUGUUCCCUGAUCGUAUCCAUGUUUUAGCUUCAUCCUGGAUUGUACUUAGUACUUGGCUCGGCGUGCUGCAGAAAUUGUUGAAAACACGGUUGUUUCGUUC